Molecule: messenger RNA, 4343 nt
Organism: Oncorhynchus masou masou (cherry salmon)
Lineage: Eukaryota; Metazoa; Chordata; Actinopteri; Salmoniformes; Salmonidae
Product: sodium- and chloride-dependent taurine transporter-like
Exons: 14
Coding region: 286-2163 (625 amino acids)
Biological process (GO): neurotransmitter transport; sodium ion transmembrane transport; taurine transmembrane transport
Cellular component (GO): plasma membrane
Molecular function (GO): taurine:sodium symporter activity; gamma-aminobutyric acid:sodium:chloride symporter activity
Source: RefSeq, a predicted model, not a curated record
AGUGCCCAAUCUCCACAUAGGAUUUAAUUGUCUUUAUCUGAGGGGCGGGCCUCGCUGUCAACUCCACUUCUUGUGAGCUGUGUUGGCAUAAAGGCAUUCAGUACAGAGGAAUGUAGACAGCUGAGAGAGAAGCACACUACACAUAGCCACACUAUGAAGGAAAUGUAAGUCCUUGGAAUUACUCAACUGGAUUUAGAAAAUAGCCUUAUCUUAAUAUUUAUGUCAAGUGAUUAUUAAGGUGUUUUGUUGGAUGCUUUUUGUUUCAACUGAAUAAGCAAUUUCAUAAUGGCACAGAAAGAGAAGCUACAAAGUCUGAAAGAUUUCCACAAGGACACACUGAAGCCUUCGCCGGGGAAGAGCCCAGGCACUCGACCGGAGGAUGAGGCAGAGGGCAAGCCCAUCCAGAGGGAGAAGUGGGCCAGCAAGUUAGACUUUAUCUUGUCCGUGGCCGGAGGCUUUGUCGGAUUAGGGAACGUGUGGCGCUUCCCGUACCUCUGCUAUAAGAAUGGUGGAGGUGCGUUUCUCAUCCCCUACACCAUCUUCCUGUUUGGUGGAGGCCUGCCGGUGUUCUUCCUGGAGGUGGCUCUGGGCCAGUAUACCUCUGAGGGAGGCAUCACCUGCUGGGAAAAACUCUGCCCCAUCUUCACGGGUAUUGGCUACGCCUCCAUUGUGAUCGUCUCUCUCCUGAACAUCUACUACAUAGUGAUUCUAGCCUGGGGACUCUACUACCUAUUUCAGUGCUUUCAGCCGGAGCUGCCAUGGGCCAAGUGCAAUCAGCCAUGGAACACAGCCCGGUGUGUGGAAGACACAUUCCGCAAGAACAAGACCCUGAUGCUUGCUGCCAACAUCACCAACUUCACCUCCCCCGUCACUGAGUUCUGGGAACGCAACGUGCUGAGCAUCUCUUCUGGGAUCGAUGACAUCGGCCCCCUAAAGUGGGACCUAGCCCUGUGUCUCCUGGCAGUAUGGAUUGUCUGCUUUUUCUGCAUCUGGAAGGGAGUCAAGUCCACUGGGAAGGUGGUGUAUAUCACAGCAACUUUCCCUUUUGUCAUGCUUAUCGUGCUGCUGGUGCGUGGAGUGACUCUGCCAGGGGCAUCCGAAGGGAUCAAAUUCUAUCUCUACCCCAACAUGACCCGCCUACAGGACCCAGAGGUGUGGAUUGACGCGGGAACCCAGAUAUUCUUCUCUUACGCCAUCUGUCUGGGGGCUAUGACGUCACUGGGGAGCUACAACAAGUACAAAUACAACUGCUACAGGGACUGUUUGCUGCUGGGAGGCCUGAACAGCGGUACCAGUUUUGUGUCUGGCUUCGCAAUAUUUUCCGUCCUGGGCUUCAUGGCACAAGAGCAAGGGGUGGACAUUGCCGAUGUGGCAGAGUCAGGUCCUGGCCUGGCCUUCAUUGCUUACCCUAAGGCUGUGUCCAUGAUGCCCAUGCCCACGUUCUGGGCCAUCCUAUUCUUCAUCAUGCUUCUGCUACUAGGCCUCGACAGUCAGUUUGUGGAAGUGGAAGGACAGAUCACCUCCCUGGUGGAUCUGUAUCCAUCCGUCCUAAGGAUUGGUUACCGCCGUGAGAUCUUUAUAGCUGUGAUGUGUUGCAUAAGCUAUCUUCUGGGACUCACCAUGGUAACAAAAGGUGGCAUGUAUGUGUUUCAGCUCUUUGAUUACUAUGCAGCCAGUGGUGUGUGCCUUUUGUGGGUUGCAUUCUUUGAAUGUAUUGCCGUUGCCUGGAUUUAUGGUGCUGAUAAUUUCUAUGAUGCAAUUGAAGACAUGAUUGGCUACCGACCUAACCCGUGGAUGAAAUGGAGCUGGACAUUUAUCACUCCCGUCCUCUGUGCGGGUUGCUUUAUCUUCUCUUUGGUGAAAUACAAGCCCCUGACCUAUAACAAGGUGUAUGAGUACCCAGACUGGUCUAUUGGCCUGGGCUGGUCUCUGGCCCUUGCCUCCAUGAUCUGCAUCCCCAUGGUAAUGGUCAUCAAGAUCCUCCAGUCCGACGGACCGCUUAUAGAGAGGAUUAAGGCAGUGGCGGCCCCAGUAAAGGGAGGUGCGAGUUCUCGCCCCAAAGAGUACAGCAUGAAGGGCAGCGAGCUUACCCAGCCUCUGAACCCCAAUGGGGACAACAUCCUGAACAAGCCCACCCACACCAUUGUAGAAACAAUGAUGUGAGCACUCUCUGUGAGAGGAACUACUGAUUGGCGUGCUGUCUACGUUAUUAUCAUUUAUAUGCUAACUUUGAUAGUGGUAGAACCAGGUUUACAUUGUUCUAUAUAUCCGCACUAGGAAUAUUCUGGUUUGGUUUCUAUGAUGAUGAUUAAGAGAGUUAUAUAUAUAUAUAUAUAUAUAUAUAUAUAUAUAUAUAUAUAUAUAUAUAUAUAUAUAUAUAUAUAUAUAUAUAUACACACAUAUAUAUAUACACACACUGUAUAUAUUGCUGUUGGGUUGUUUUUUAUCUUGGUAAUUUUUUAUCAUAUUGUUGUUGUUACCGUUUUUGUUGGCGAUGUCAGUUUGGGCAGUAUUUUGACAAAGAACAUAGUUCUAUGUUAACUACCUUUCUGUUGAUUGUGGAACAUUUUCACUCAACAGAAAUACAGUAAACUGAAUGUGUAACUAAUCGUGUAACAUGUUAGGUAGCAAACUAUUAAGAUAAUAUCCUUACAUUAUUGUGGCAGUAUCCUUGUCUGAGGUCAUUUGCAAUCUGCUGUCGACGCCAUUUGUUGUGAGAUGCAACUGAAUGAACCUUCUUUGCGCAAGCGGCGGACGCCAGCCACUCACACCUGCUGGUAGAGUAGCCAUCUGUAACACCUAGGCUGAACAAGCGUUGGGCCAUUAACCAAAAGGUUGUUGGCUCAAAUCCCUGAGCUGACUAAGUGAAAAAUCUCUCGGCGUGCCCUCAAGCAAGGCACUUAACUCUAAUUGCUCCAGUAAGGCGCUCUGGAUAAGACCUAAAUGACUCAAAUAUAAAUGUAAAAUGCUAUGUAGAUAUAGUAGUUCAUAGGUAAGUCCUUAUGGCCAAAUACUGUACAAAAUGUUCCCGGAAGGAUAAGGUGUUCCUAGGAGGGAGGUGAGGAAGUGAAGGAGAAAAGGGAUGAAGCAUUUUAAGAGUAUUUGUACAUUGCCUAAGACCAUCACAGUCAGUCCCGGUGCAUUUAUUGAAACCUCUUUUUGCACUUUGCAACGUUAAGUUUCACCGUUAUUUUAUCUGUUACGAAAAUUGUCACAAGAACCUGCAGUUACAUUUGCAACAUUCAUUUCAAAAGAAACACAUUAUAGCUUCACACCUUUGUGAUGUUGUUCAUACAGUGCCUUGCGAAAGUAUUCGGCCCCCUUGAACUUUGCGACCUUUUGCCACAUUUCAGGCUUCAAACAUAAAGAUAUAAAACUGUAAUUUUUUGUGAAGAAUCAACAACAAGUGGGACACAAUCAUGAAGUGGAAUGACAUUUAUUGGAUAUUUCAAACUUUUUUAACAAAUCAAAAACUGAAAAAUUGGGCGUGCAAAAUUAUUCAUCCCCCUUAAGUUAAUACUUUGUAGCGCCACCUUUUGCUGCGAUUACAGCUGUGGCAAAAGGUCGCAAAGUUCAAGGGGCCGAAUACUUUCGCAAGGCACUGUAUCUAUCCGUUCAAACAUGAGCAUUAUACUCUCACUCACUUGCUAUAACUAUAAAAUAAAGGUGGAACAUUGCCAUGCACCAUUCUGUCUCUCUAUGCCUAAACCUGCAAUAGUUGUGAGAACCAUCAUUUAAUUGGAGGCCAAAAAAAUUACCUUGACAAAAUGAUUUCAAGAAUGUUUUGAAAUAAUAGUUAUUUCUCCAGUGAUCUCAUUUUAAUAGCAGUAACGGUCAGUAAAUAACUGUAUCAUACAACAUUUCCAUCAGACUCAAUUGUAUUUUAGUAUUUUACUUGUUUGUGAAUCACGUAUGCCUUUUUGUAUUAACCAUUUUAUACUGUACAGCAUAUGAACACUGUCACUGAUGACCUAUUUCUUCUGAAUACAGUCAACAAUUCACAUUUAAUGUGAUGACCCUGAAUGAAAUUUGUAGUAUGCAAUAUUCAUAAAAUAAAAUGGCCUUUCCCACUCAAAUUAUUUCAGUUUGAAAACAGAUGUAAAAAUACUAAACAUGAUAUGUGACCAACAUACAUUUGAACAUCUAAAGUGAAAGUGAGAUUCCUUAACCCAAAGCACGUACAUGAGCAUCCACAGUGCUUGGUCAACCAAAUUCCUUGUCCAGAAAAAAAUGUAAUACCUGUUGGAAAAUCAAGUGUAUUUUUUUGUCUAACAUCCACCCCCCUUUGAGAUGCACCUUGCACCAUCUCUUCCUGGAUUGAAAAUAAACAGAUUUUUUCUUUA